CUCUAUAUGAAGAUACAGAGGAUGGGGGCGGCGAAAUAAAGAUUGUAGCUCCACACUUAUUUCCUUUCACUUCAUUUUUCUUGCACUUGCUCCACACAUUUGUUCUUGUCAGUCACAAGCGAGAUGGAAAACUCUCUGCUGAUGAUUCUUACGGCGCUCCUGCUCCUUGGAGUUCAAGGAAUCUCAGCUCAGUUCUCGAUCAACACCUCAACCCCCUCAACCCCACGACCCACUAUUGCUACAACAUCCACUACCCUACAGGCCACAUGUCCGAAACUCACAGAAUAUAUUAUUAAGUCUGAGCUGUUUCAGCUGAAGUUCAUAAGGAAGGCCGGUCCAUGCGAAGGUCAGCUGUAUGUGAAUUCUCAUGAGCGUCAAGGGUAUUUGUGCUCUAGAAGUGAUAUAUCAAUCAGUUGGUGGUCUGGAGUGUGUAAGGACAGAAGAUGUGGAGACUUCAAAGGCUUUAAGCACACUUCAACCCAAGCUAAAGGUUUAUUGCUCACAAGUAAUAUGACAUUCAUCGAUACUGCUAAGUGCAACGGCCUGUAUAUCAUGUGUGAAGAUCCUCUUGGAACAGAGUUGGCUGCUUAUAAAGCGGUAACUGGCAUAUUAAUUUUCUUGAUCUUGGGUGUCAUUCUGGUUCAGUUCGGUCGGCCCACGUACAAAGCCAUCCGCAAACGAUUUUCAAAAAAGCGUCAGAGUCGCUGGGUCGGUCCGACUCAGAGCGUGUGCUAUAAUAGAGGUCAAGGACCCCCAAACAAAAACACAGACAAGAGACAGUCCUUUCCUGGUUUGGAGAGGCUGACAGUAAACCAGAGCAGAGAGCCCUCAUCCAACAGAAACAGUGACUAUGACUCAUACGGAUACAGCUGAAGGCCUGUGCUCACAAAAGAUUUACUGACCCUAAGCACAACGCUCGUCAUCUACAAUCAGCAGAUUGUUUUACAUUACACAGCUUCUGCUGUAUUGAGCUGUCAAUUGGCAAGUCAAGAAAACUGUAAAUAUCUUUGAAAAGCAUAGCUGAGAAAUCCAUUUAGGAUCAAAUAAAAAGAAUAAUGAUAACUUAGUCUCAAUUUGGUAGAGCAUAGCAGGCUUCCUUUUAUACAUUAUUCAUUUUUUGAUGCUUUGUAAUGACUUGUUUUUACUGUGUUUGUUUUUUUGGUAUUGUUUUUAAAUAGUCAGGAAAAAUGGGAUUUCGCUUAUGUUCUGAAAGAUGAUGGCUUUUUAAAAAAAAUGUAUAUUUAUGCAAGUGAUUGAUUUUUGAGUUGGAGUUUGAAUAAUUUUGAAUAAACUAAAAAGGCAAUCA
This is a messenger RNA of Carassius carassius (crucian carp), 1306 nucleotides long. RefSeq names its product T-cell surface glycoprotein CD5 (gene cd5). The record is from RefSeq and is a predicted model, not a curated record. Gene Ontology annotation, cellular component: plasma membrane. The transcript has 7 exons. Lineage: Eukaryota; Metazoa; Chordata; Actinopteri; Cypriniformes; Cyprinidae. Bases 124 to 873 code for a protein of 249 amino acids. Gene Ontology annotation, biological process: T cell costimulation.